UGGACAAAGAAGAUUCACCGAGUUGAGGAUAGAAAUGAAUGGCUAAACCCCAUAUCUCUUCAUUGUACCUGGCACGUAUUAUAGUGUGGUGUUCCUUAAAUCAUCUACAGCUAAUUUCAUAAACAGAGAUCGAAUAAUUAUGGAAGGAGAAAGUAGUGUAAAAGUGCCCAGAAUCAAGCUGGGUUCGCAGGGACUGGAAGUUUCUGCUCAGGGAUUGGGGUGCAUGGGCAUGUCGGCAUUUUACGGGCCGCCGAAGCCCGAGACCGAGAUGAUCCAGCUCAUUCACCAUGCCAUCAACGCCGGAAUUACCUUCUUUGAUAGCUCCGACGUCUAUGGACCAUUCACCAAUGAAAUCCUCCUCGGAAAGGCUUUGAAGGAUGGGAUGAGGGAGAAAGCAGAGUUGGCUACGAAAUUCGGGCUUCGGUUUUCGGAUGGGCAAAUGGGUAUACAUGGAGACCCUGCUUAUGUACGGGCUGCCUGUGAGGCCAGCUUGAAGCGGCUUGAUUUUAAUUGCAUUGAUCUUUAUUAUCAACAUCGUGUUGAUACAAGUGUGCCUAUUGAAGUCACGAUGGGAGAACUAAAGAAACUGGUGGAAGAAGGUAAGAUAAAAUAUAUAGGUCUAUCUGAAGCCUCUGCUUCAACCAUCAGAAGAGCGCAUGCUGUUCAUCCAAUUACAGCGGUGCAGUUGGAGUGGUCAUUGUGGAGCAGAGAUUCAGAGGCUGAAAUAAUUCCCACUUGCAGGGAACUUGGCAUUGGAAUGGUGGUAUACAGUCCUCUUGGACAGGGAUUCUUCUCUUCCGGUGCAAAGCUGGUUGAAACUUUGCCUGAAGGAGACUUUCGAAAGUCACAACCGAGAUUCCAACCCGAGAAUCUGAAGCAUAAUAAGAAUUUGUUUGAGAGGGUCAAUGAUAUGGCAAACAAAAAGGGAUGCACCCCAUCACAGCUAGCUUUAGCCUGGGUUCAUCAUCAAGGAAGUGACGUGUGUCCCAUACCCGGUACCACGAAAAUUGAGAAUCUCAAUGAUAACAUCAGAGCAUUGUCUGUAAAACUGACAAAAGAAGACAUGGCUGAGCUCGAAUCCAUUGCUUCAGCUGAUGCAGUGAAGGGUGAUAGAUAUGGAUCUGAAGUUCCUACAUGGAAAAAUGCAGACACACCUCCUUUGUCGACUUGGACAGCAGCCGCAUGAAGAAAAACAGCCUUUUCUGUAUGCUAAUAUUACUUAGUAGACAAUUUGUAAUUGUUCAUUUCACUAUUGAGUUGAAGAUGUCGAAUAAAAUUAACAGUACAUGUUAUAAGCAAGCAGUCAUUGCUAGAAAUUGUGUACGCUUGUCAUAUACUCGGACAAUGAAAUUGCAGGAGAAAUGCAUUACUAG
Molecule: messenger RNA, 1373 nt
Organism: Olea europaea var. sylvestris
Lineage: Eukaryota; Viridiplantae; Streptophyta; Magnoliopsida; Lamiales; Oleaceae
Product: probable aldo-keto reductase 3
Exons: 5
Coding region: 140-1186 (348 amino acids)
Cellular component (GO): cytoplasm
Source: RefSeq, a predicted model, not a curated record